Acipenser ruthenus (sterlet) is the source of this 1775-nucleotide messenger RNA. RefSeq lists its product as uncharacterized. Gene Ontology annotation, molecular function: oxidoreductase activity. The record is from RefSeq and is a predicted model, not a curated record. Lineage: Eukaryota; Metazoa; Chordata; Actinopteri; Acipenseriformes; Acipenseridae.
AUGUUAUUCCUUCUGUUUUGGAAGAAAAGCUGUGUUUUCAAUCCACAAGGCAGAGCUGUGUUCAUCACAGGCUGUGAUAGCGGCUUCGGGCAUGAGCUUGCUAAAAGAUUAGACCACAUGGGAUUCGUCGUGUUUGCUGCCUGUUUAUUCCCUGACAGUGAAGGAGCACAGAGUUUGGUGAGGAAAUGCUUGAGUCAGUUAAAGGUUAUUAAAGUUGAUGUUACACAAGACGAAGAUGUGGAACAAGCUAAAAAAACCAUUGAAAACAACUUGCCCGAGAAAGGUCUUUGGGGAGUAGUAAACAACACUGGCAUUUCAGACUGGUCAGAAACGGAAUGGAAUACCAUUCAGCAGUAUCACAAAAUGGCGGAUGUAAAUUUGUUUGGGAGCAUUAGAACAACUUUACCGUUUAUCCCUCUGAUAAGAGCAUCAGAAGGUCGCAUGGUUUUUGUCUCCAGCAUUAUGGCUUUUUUUUAAGUUCCAAAUCUGAGUGUGUACAGUGUAACCAAAAGAGCUGUUGAAGCUUUCGCAGACUGUUUAAGGGUUGAACUGGCCACCUUUGGUGUGAAGGUUUGUAUCAUUGAACCUGGCAACUUUGGAUCAGUGACUAAGGUUCUGCAGGAGAAAGCAGCAGAAGAGAUCUGGAACCAGUUCAAUGACGAACACAAAAAAAUGUUUAACCAAGAAUAUUUACACAUCAUUACUGAUUAUAUAAACACACAGUUGAGGGCUGGAAAUAAGAACAUUAAUUUGGUCAUAGAUGCCAUGGUAGAUGCUCGUGUAUCACCUACACCACACACAAGAUACCUCGUUGACAACAGGAUGAAUAAGAGGUUUUUUUUCAUGUUUCCUUACUUGCCUACCUGUGCUGCUGAUUCAUUUUUUGCCUGUAGUGGGAUUUACAGAAAAAGAAAAUCUAUGUUAUUCUCUAAACAGGUACAGUAGCUGCAAGUAAUUUAAGUGCACUCCAGCUCCCCCUUACCUUUUACAGUGUUUCCAAUCAUUGUGAGUGCUUCUGGUUUCAUUUCUUCAGCUAUAGUGUUUAGAUUUCCCUGGAUGGCCCUACCUGCUUGGAGAAUCCCUUGUUUAACCCUGUUGGCCCCACCUGCUCAGUGUAAAGGUAUAACACAAAAUACUAUGCAAUGUCAUGGGCAGGCAUGGCCUGGGCUGGAGAUCUGCUUAGGCUACAAGUGCAGUUAGUGUGGUGGUUUCAACUUUGCGUGCCUUCUGAUCUUAGUGCAAUAGAUGAAUUAUCCAAGGGAGACUUGUGCAACCGACACUCAUACAAAAUACAUGAAUGUGUUCCAGAUUGAAUAGCAAGACAGUAAAUAUAUGAACUGCUUCCAGCGGAUAGGUUCAGUCUUUAACACAACUGACUCAGAGGCAGUGGUCAACCCUAAAAAAUCUGGACGGGGAAUAAUGAAGCUUUUUUCAGCUUUCUGUUUUGAAGCCCUAUUUUUACACAGAGUUGGACAUUUCCCUAAUAUACCCUAUUCUAGACGCCCCUUUAUUAAGUUGACAGCGCGCUGCACUGUGCCUGUUGACUUCGUCCCCAGUUCAGAACGAGCUACGGCCACACUGCCCAUAGGCACAUCUCUAAACAUUACAGGGUGUACCUGCCCCCAGCCUUUUCCUUUCUAAUGUAUUCUACUGAUUGUUUAGGAUCACUUUGUAUAUCAUUUUUAUGUUAAGGCAACACAUCUUGCUUGCUUUUUAAGUUAUUUCCUUUUUUGUUAGAUUUAUUUUGUUAGUUGCCUAUAUUUCUGAUGGUCUGA